CUGCUCAACUUGGUAGUCAACGUUAAGUUUAUAAUAGUCCUAGAUGUGCAAACGGGUACUAUUUUCGCCAGCGUAUUCGAGCACCAUUGCCGUGCACCCAUGAUGUGCGCUGCGGUUUGCGUUAACGGAUGUGUCUGUAACCCGGGCUAUAUCAAGGAGUCUACUUAUGGUAAAUCAGUUGAAGCCGAUGCACUGGCAAAUGAUUGUCUUUGCGGUGAUGUUGCGGGCAAUAUAUGCGGUAGUAUUGCCAACAAACAGACCAAUCGUGUUACAGCAGACCCGGCUUUGAUUGGUGCCCAAUGGAAACUGUUCCAGACCCUGUGCUGUGCCAAGGCGGUGGUGGCCGGCGAUCACUGCUGCGUUAGGGCCAACAUUCCCGGAGCUAACGGCGAGUACACCCUAAUAGGCGAGUGCCGUCCCGAUGGCUACUAUACCUGUAAAGCGGGUGGAAUUCAGGCACAGUUAAAGUUUGUGUGUCCCAUAUGUGCCAUCAAUGAUGUCGAUGGUAUGGAUAGUUGCAACUCUGCUUUUAUCGCUAAUCAGUUUAUUUAUCAGCAAACUCUUGAUACCGACUUUAUUGUUGAAGGGGGCAACCCAUGCACGUGCACUCUAUGGCGGGGCACCCACUGUGGCUAUCGGGCCAACCUUGACAUCGAUCCAUCCAAACAACAGUCGCCUCUAACCGGCGAUUGUGAACCCAAAGGCCUAUACAGUUGUUUUGAUGUGGGCACUGUGGCUACACUGAAACAACCCUGUGCCUACUGUAACGGUCGCUUCCAGGUGUACGGCAUAGACGAGUGUAUAAAAGACACGGAAUGUUAUUGCAAUGGACAGGAGGGCACGUUUUGCUACGAUAAUAAUAUUCGUACGUAUAAUGUGUUUAAGGGCCAGUGCCGGAGCAGCUCUAUAUACCGGUGCGCCGGCAACACUGGCAAUGUGGCCCAAUACGUACAGCACUGUCAUAAUUGCCUCGAUAGUAGGGAUAGUGUGCUAGGCAAGGGAUUGGCCUAUUGCGAUGAACCAUGCCGGUGCGGUCUGCUAAUGGGCAAGCAUUGUGGCAGUUGGGCCGUCGUUGACAGUCCAGACGGCCAUGUGCUGAGCGGCAAUUGCACGGAACAGGGCCUAUACGAGUGCACCCAAUCGGGAGGAGUUGCAAAACUACUGGAUACGUGUCCGCUCUGCGCACAAACUAAUAAACCUUUUGACAACGACUCGUGCAACGAAUCGGUGCGCUGUACGUGCGGUGAGAGCACCGGACGCUUGUGCUCAGACAGUGUCGGCAGUGAAUUGAAAGGCAUUUGUAACAAAAACGGUAUCUAUCAGUGCGACAAACCUCACGCGGAGGCCCUGUUUGUGCAGCACUGUCACGAGUGUCAUCAAAGUGAGCCUGGUCACGCUAAAUGCACUGGUACGUGCCGGUGCGGUGACACACUCGGUCAACAUUGUGGCACCCGGGCCGGUGAGGGCGAGUUUAGCCGCAAACCCGUUUUGAGCGGCAAUUGUCUGCCCAAUCGACUCUACAAUUGCAUCGAAAGUGGCAAAAAUUCUCAUUAUAUCGAUGAGUGCGACAAUUGUUACGUUAAUAACACCAUUGGUUCCGACAAUUGUUAUCCUGCUAGCAACUGUAUGUGCGGUAAGCCUUUACGUACACACUGUGGCAGUAGAGCCGAUGUGGACACAGAAUACGGCCCAUUAUUGACCGGAGAGUGCGAUCCGGACGGUCUGUAUUUGUGCCUCGAGUCAUACACUUCGGCCCGACUUAAGUCCUGGUGCGCCGACAAAUGUCAACUGAAUGCGGGCACUGGCAAUGAUUUUUGUCAAUCAGAUACGUCAUCAAUUAAGGAGUUAGAGAUUUUGCUAUACGUACAGAGCGCUCAUGUGGUUGAAUAUUAUUCAUUUUGGUCAGAGAAUAAUAACUUGUUCAUUCAGAUGGAAUAUUGCCAAGAUACAUUGAAAAACAUUUUAAAAUUGCGCCUGGGAGCAUUUGACAGAAAAUGUGGUCAGCCUAUGUGUGUAGUCGAGUAUUUCAUAUUUACCGAAAUUUUCCGGGAACUUCUCGAAGGCGUUCACUAUUUACAUUCGCUUCAAAUACCUAUCAUCCAUCGUGAUCUAAAACCGGCAAACAUUCUCAUAUCGUAUGAUUACGUUAAUGAGAGACAAUUUAUUAAGUUAUGUGACUUUGGUUUGGCCACAUUUCACACACGUAGUCAGGCCAGUCAUACGUAUGGUGUGGGCUCACCCGGGUAUACACCAAAUGAGAUGUCAAACACUGUGUAUAACAAACGACCGAAUUGUGACCGAAUCCUAUCAUCGGUAACCAAAUGGACAGUCGAUCGGCAACUGAUAAAAAUAGCCUAUCUCAACCGUACAAGUGCCGUAACAAACAGUGCGGAUACGCCGACCCACACGCCAACAAUACCCCCCAUAUUAUACACCAAUUCCGGCCAAUUCAUAGCCAACUUCUCCACAAUCAGGGCUUCGAACGCGUGUUCGGGGAUUAGAUUAAUGCGAGUAAAGCCCGGCAGUGAUUGCCGACGGGUUAGGGCUGACCAUUGGGUAUAG
This is a messenger RNA of Medioppia subpectinata, 2562 nucleotides long. The record is from the annotation of a GenBank genome assembly. Lineage: Eukaryota; Metazoa; Arthropoda; Arachnida; Sarcoptiformes; Oppiidae.